Molecule: messenger RNA, 1488 nt
Organism: Diospyros lotus (date-plum)
Lineage: Eukaryota; Viridiplantae; Streptophyta; Magnoliopsida; Ericales; Ebenaceae
Product: crocetin glucosyltransferase, chloroplastic-like
Exons: 1
Coding region: 63-1214 (383 amino acids)
Molecular function (GO): UDP-glycosyltransferase activity
Source: RefSeq, a predicted model, not a curated record
ACGUUGCAACGUCACAUCUUCUAUAAUUGAGAGUCUAAAUAGUCAAAGAUGACGGCCGGGUGAUGGACGAGCUGCGGCUCGCCGGGAGCAAAUCACUGGCCGAACUGAUCACUACCCUCGCCGCCGACGGCAGUCGGGUGAGCUUCCUUAUCUAUUCCCUGAUCCUCGGCUGGGCCGCCGCCGUGGCUCGUGACAUGCGGGUGCCCUCUGCGUACCUUUCCGUUCAGUCUGCAACUUGUUUCGCUAUAUACCACAGGUUCUUCAACAGUAGCAACGGUCUCUGCCAUGGCGGUACCGCCGAUAUUGACCCAUCCAUUUCGAUAAAAUUAGCCGGAAUGCCUUUGAUAUCAUCCAACGACAUCCCGACGUUUCUCUUGCCGAACAGUCCACACAAUUAUGUGAUCAAGGCCAUCCAAGAACACAUAGAAACCCUAGAAGACGAUCCAAACCCUUGCGUGCUUGUCAACACGUUUGAUGCGUUGAAAGAAGACGCAAUUAGAGCCGUCGAUUCCAUGAACUUGAUCGCGAUCGGGCCGUUAGUUCCAGUUCUUUUCAGUGAUGAAGAAAGAGAGAUCUCAGAUUCGUCCAUGAGAAUUGAUCUCUUCGAGCAGUCCAGAGAGUACCUCGACUGGUUAAACUCAAAGCCAGAUUCCUCGGCGAUCUACGUCUCGUUCGGAAGCCUGGUGGCGUUACAGCAGAAGCAAACGGAAGAGAUUUUCCGAGCACUCGUGGCGAGUCACCGGCCGUUCCUGUGGGUGAUUAGAUCGUCGGAAUACGGAAGAGAAGUGAAGGACAUGAUCGAGCCAGAGUUGAGCGAAGAAACAGGCUUGAUAGUGCCGUGGUGCUCGCAGACGGAUGUGCUGCGCCACCGGUCCAUCCAGUGUUUUGUGACGCAUUGCGGGUGGAACUCGGCGGUGGAGAGCCUUGUAGCCGGCGUGCCGGUGGUGGCGUGUCCGCAGUUUUUGGACCAGACCACAAAUGCUAAGGCGGUGGAGGAGGUGUGGGGGACCGGCGUGAGAGCGGCGGCGAAUGGAGAAGGGGUGGUGGAGAGAGAAGAGAUGAAGCGGUGUUUGGAGGCGGUGAUGGGCAGCGGAGAGAGAGGGGAAGAGAUCAGAAGGAAUGCAUUGAAGUGGAAGCAGCUGGCCAUGGGAGCUGUCAAGAGCGGUGGUUCUUCACACUCCAACUUGAACCACUUCUUGUCCACGUUACCUUAAAUUUUACGCUGCUUUAGGGUAUAAGAUUUACGGUGCUAUGAUACAAUUAUAAUGUUAAAUUGAAGCUAACUGAGAUAGUGAUAGCCAAUUUUAGGACAUGAUCUGCUGAUCACGUUCGACGCUGUCUAACAAGGGAUGGGUCGCUGCUAACAAGGGAUGGAUGGGUGUGUGGGUGUCACCCCUUUAGCCUCUCGCUCAGCCUUCUCUCUCUCAAUUUGUCUGAUUUAUCUUUGUCAAACAAAUGUUAUCCUAUCCAACAUGAGUAAUAUAACAA